AUGGUCUCCGCACAAGAAACAAACAAUAAAAAAUCCACCCUACUAGGCUACGAACUAACCCCAAGGCAAGACGCCCUGAUCAACCACUUAGUGCCCGCGAUCAGUGCCUCCACCUUGUAUAUUUUCCUUAUCGCAGCCGAUGUAGCUGUUAUAGUGAGCCACUAUCGCAAUGGCGAUCCCAUUUGGGCCUCGCUCACCCUGUUUUUCAUGUUUCUCCCUGUGUUGUGCAGUUUCGUGAUAAUAGUGUCGAACUGGGAACUAUGGCCGGAGUUCGAAGAUUGCGGGAAAGCGAAUAUGUUGUGGUUCUGGAGGAAGACGUUCGAACACUUGUUUUUCCCCGUUUGGAAUAUGUGGAGAUUCGCAGAGAGAAUAUUCUGGUCCAUAGAAGCGGUGAGAUCGACCGAUCAGAAAACGAUCAAAGAUCUAAUAUCAAACGUGACAGCACCACGAUCUAUAGAGUUAUGUAUAUUUUUACAGUCCUAUUUACAUGCUCUACCUCAAGUUUUGCUCCAACUCUAUAUACUCAUGAGGCACAAUACUGAUAUCGACCGACAAACAGAAAAAGCGCAAGUUAUGAGCAUCAUUCUCAAUUUGGUCAAAGUGUCUGUAACAACGACCUACUAUCAACGUUUCAAGUCCCAAAAAUUAACAGGAAAACAGUACCCUUGGUACAAGCAAUAUAAAGCCUUUGUUCAACCUUCAUCUCCAGAAGACGUCUUACGAAGAUCUAUACCAUACUCAGAAUCUAGGAUGAUAGUUGAGGGAAGAAGAACCACUAGAAACCUAGAAGACGUUUAUGACUUGGAACCACCAAGGUAUUCCGCUUUGCGAAGAAGGAGUAGCGACAUAUAUCUCGAACCGUGUACCUCGGAUAGUACCAGCAAGAGACAGACUCUGUUGGAGACCGAUUUUGAUGAAGAUAUUCGUACUAGAGAGAAGGUCGUUGAUGAAGGUUUCGAUGAACCUGAUUCUCAAUCAAAAAAUGUGCUUAACCUGCCGCCUACCAUGAGAGAAACAUCAGUGCUAGACGGACCCAGGCGCAUGGUGUUCAGAGAAACAGGAAUAUCCGGUCAAUCCGAGCCGGAUUUCAGCAUCUCUCGAAUCGUAUACGUCAAGGGCUUGGAAGACGACGAUCUGGCGGGCAAACUAAUCGCCUGCACUUGGUGGUUCUGUUUCCUCCUAGCCAGAGUCCUCGCGAUAUCCGUCUUUGCUUAUUUCUUCAUCAAGGAAACGAUCUGGUUGCUAAGCGCGCACUUCGUAAUAGUAAUGACUUUUUUGUUGUACGACGUUAACACGGACGCGGUUAAGCGAGCCAAGUCCGUAUUUUUUCUAUUCUUGGCUUUGAUUUACAUAUUCUGCAUUAUAGAGUUCAAAAUCAAAUUUAAGAAAGCUACUUUUCUCUACUACGGGUUUUUCUUGCUAGUUUUCAUAGAGAAUUUCGUGAUGUGUUCGAUUUGGUACACAGGAGCAGUCGAGACAAUUGAGGACGAUUUUUGGUUUCGCUAUACGUUUUAUAUUGUGGUUAUGUGCACGCUAGCUAGUUUUUCUUCCAUGGCUUUCUAUUUUGGCUUGAAUAAACCAGCGGAAGUUGUUGUUGCUACAGCGAAAAUAAAAAAAUGA
Messenger RNA from Phaedon cochleariae (mustard beetle), 1620 nucleotides. NCBI's taxonomy places the organism in Eukaryota, Metazoa, Arthropoda, Insecta, Coleoptera, Chrysomelidae. The record is from the annotation of a GenBank genome assembly.